Messenger RNA from Pseudocercospora fijiensis CIRAD86, 702 nucleotides. RefSeq lists its product as uncharacterized. The coding region runs from base 1 to 702 and encodes 233 amino acids. The record is from RefSeq and is a predicted model, not a curated record. The transcript has 9 exons. Lineage: Eukaryota; Fungi; Ascomycota; Dothideomycetes; Mycosphaerellales; Mycosphaerellaceae.
AUGCAGUUUUGUUCACUCAUAAGAUCCCUAUAUGGAGACCAAAUGCCUGCUGAGAGUAUCCAUCCUCGGAGGGCGGGGCUUGGGACCAUUAUUCUAAAGCUUCGAAGCCCGACUUGGCUUGGCAACACUCCCACGGAUCAUACAUCUGAGUGUUUGAACUCGCCUUACCUCAAGCAUUCCACGAGUCUCCGGGGAAGGCGCAAUCCAAUCAUCCGGGAAAGUGAGGCUCGGCUCGAACUACAUCGCCUCACAAAUGCUUGUCGCGCUAUGUGCGGAGACCAUAGAUAUUUCCCGCGACUUUUUGAAUACGACAAUAGCACCAAGACUGCUUCACUUGAUUCAUAUCCAUAUUUUCACGGCGGAAUUGACGACGGAAGCCACAGGAUUGCCUUGAGAGAUAAGCAGCAAUCGUCCAACCGUCCAGACAAUUUAGAUCACGUUGGCCAGGUCACGCUGAUCGGCAGCAGGCCUAUCGAACCAGCUCCCGGCAUCACCAUCCCUUUGCAUAAAGCAACCCAUGACGAUAUCUUUGACUGCGCAACAAGAGUGGCGAAGCUGCUCCGGGGAAGUUGGUGGCCGGGCUGUAUUGAGGUGCGAAUCAGUUUCGGGUUAAAGCUGUGGAUCAGUCUCAGAGCUGGUACUAUCACUUUGGGAUACUGCUUGGUGGUCGCCGGGCUUGAAGAGCUAAUGAACCAGCAAUAG